Molecule: messenger RNA, 1338 nt
Organism: Ruditapes philippinarum (Manila clam)
Lineage: Eukaryota; Metazoa; Mollusca; Bivalvia; Venerida; Veneridae
Exons: 4
Coding region: 1-1245 (414 amino acids)
Biological process (GO): DNA recombination; DNA integration
Molecular function (GO): DNA binding
Source: RefSeq, a predicted model, not a curated record
AUGGAAGAACUUGCAAAUUUGGAUGCUUCUGCCCUGGAUGAUAUUUUUAAUAACUUCUAUGAUAAAGAAGAGUAUGGAGAUUUUCAGGUUGCAAACAGAAAUUUUAGGGAAAUUGAUCCUGAUGACUUCCUGUUAGAAAAUGAAAAUAAAAAUACAAAAAGAAAAACAGAAAGUGACAUGAAAUUGUUUAUGUCAUUUUUGAUGGCAAAAAAUGAAGCCAGGUUGCCAGAGUACCAGACCUGGGGGUCUGCAGAGUACAUACCUCCAGAUGAACUAAAUCAUCUUCUCUGUACAUGUAUUUUGGGCAUAACCAAAAAAGAUGGUUCCGAAUAUGAACCGACAACAAUCAGAGGAUUUAUCAGCUCAAUUGAUCGUCAUUUGAAAUCAAAAUCAAGCCAUUUAUCCAUUUUUAAAGAUGUAGAAUUCUCUAAAACAAGAGCUGUAUUAACAAAAAAACAACAGCAACUCAAGAGUCUAGGAUUGGGCAACAAACCAAAAACUGCAGAAGUGUUGGAUGAUGCGACCCUGGAUAAAAUGUAUGAAAAUGGUACACUUGGUGAUGGCAAUCCAAGAGCGUUAAUACAUUCCAUGUGGCUUAUUUGUACAAGUUAUUUUGGCAUGCGAACAGGCAAAGAAUGCCAUGACCUCUGCUGGGGAGACGUACAAUUAUGUAUCGACGAGGUGACGGGGCAAGAAUUUUUAAUGUAUGACAAAGAGAGACAAACAAAAACAAGAUCAGGUUGUAACCCUCGAGAUACAAGAACUGUAAAACCAAAGGCAUUUGGCAAUGAUGAAGACACACGAAAAUGCCCUAUUCACCUCUACAAGAUGUACCGAGAUAAAAGACCAGAGAGCAUGUGUUCGGAUGAAAGUCCUUUCUUUCUGACACCAGGCGGAGGCACUCAGAAGAGCUGGUAUAGAAAAGCUCCAAUGGGGAUCAACAAACUAUAUAACAUCAUGAAUGAUAUGAAAUCAGACGCCAACAUUACAAAUUCAAGAAUUACCCCAUAUAGUUCAAGGAAGAGACUGAUACAAAAACUCCAAGACGAGGGAGUUCCAGCAAAUCAAAUAGUACAGAUAGGCACAAGAAUAUCAACCCAAUCAACAACUACAGCAAAAUUAACAAUGAUCAAUCAAAGAACAUUUCUGACAUUUUAUCAAAUAAAAUCAGUAACACUCACUCAGAUCUCCAAGUUCGAAGUUCAACUCCAAAGUCUGCAUGAAUCCGGGUCAGCUCGGCCCUAAAACAUACUCGGCCCCCGAGUCAGCUCGGCCCUAUUCCAACUCGGCACGGGUCAACUCGGCCCACUUUUAAAAAUGGGUAAAGGCACGGAUUUA